UACCCUUCAAGUGAAGAAAGCAUCAGCUGUGUUAGUUGCAUUUAACAUGCCCCACACUCAUGACUUCCCCUCUCAAUUAUUUUAUUAUUCCCUUUUUAUCCCUCAUUCUUCCCCUAAAUAACAUUCCUUGCCACUCAAAUUUCCUCUCUUCGAUCAUCUUCAGUUCAUCCCCUUAGAUUUUCUCUCUCCAAUUUUUAAGCUGUCUGUACAAAAUAGAGCAGAUUUUGUUUUGUAUUUUUUUUUUGUAAUUUAUUUUGGCAAUGAAUGGAAGUUUUAGGGCAGAGGAAACGGCAAUGAGGCAGUUACAACAGCAAAUGGGGAGUUUUAGGAAUUCAGUAAUGAAGGAGAAGGAAGAGGAAUUAGCUUUGUUUCUCGAAAUGCGAAGAAGGGAAAAUGAUAGAAACGAUCUUCUUCUUUUUCAAAACGGCGACGAAUUUGAUGCUCAGCUUGGAUCAAAUGGAGGCGGUUCACCUUUAUUUAAUAUUGGAUCAGCCACAACUGUUAGGAAGAAUGGUGCUGAUGAUUUCCUCAAUGCUGAGAAUGAUAAAAAUGACUAUGAAUGGCUUCUAACACCUCCCAGUACUCCUCUUUUUCCUUCACUUGAGAUGGAGUCGGAAAAAUCAAUGAUGAGUCAGUUGGGAACAGCUAAAGCUCGUCCAACUGCAAUUAAAUCUAGAUUAGCAAAUCCCCAGCCUGAGCCCUCUGGUAGAAGCAUUUUAGCAUCUAGACAGCCUGCUUCCACUCAUGGAUUAAAUACUUCAAGUUCAGGUCUUCGAAGACCAUCUUCGUCAGGUGGAUCAAGACCUUCAACUCCAACUGGACGACCCACAUUAAGCACGAUAGCUGCUUUGACAUCAGCAUCUAGACGCACAUCUACUGCAGCAGCAUCAAAAGCAAUGACAUCCACUGCAACCUCUAGAAUAAUGUCUACCACAACCGCGUCUCGGCCAUCAAGGUCUUCAACCCCAACUUCUCGUGCCACCUUGCCUUCUGCUAAAUCCACGGUUCCUCCACGAUCUUCAACACCUACAGCCAGGUCUAGUGCAAGGUCCUCAGCGCCAACAACCAGAGCCUCCUCAACGCCCACGGCCAGGGCCUCUGUUCCUGGAUCAAAGUCCACAUCGAGGGCGGCAACUCCAACUCGGCGACCUACUUCAGUGUUAAGUACAGCUAAUGCUACUGCUCCUCCUGUUAAAUCUCCGUCUUCAGUUUCCACAGCUACCACUACGGCAAGAAAUCCUGGAGUUGCACGUGCUAGUUCUCCAACUGUAAAACCCAGACCAUGGAAGCCUUCAGAUAUUCCAGGGUUCUCCCUUGAUGCUCCACCCAAUUUACGGACAUCACUAUCUGACAGGCCAAUUUCAGCUACAAGGGGUAGACCCGGAGCACCAAAUGUUAGAUCUUCAUCCAUUGAUCCAGUUACAAAUGGAAGGAUUAGACGACAAUCUUGCUCUCCAGCGAGAGGACGUCCUCCUAAUGGUGUUGUGCGUAGCAGUGGAAGCUCUGUUCCAAUCCCAGCUAUGAGUCGAUUACAUGCUAAAGCUAAUGAUAAUGUAAGCCCUGGUAUGAUUGGAACUAAGAUGGUUGAAAGGGUAGUAAAUAUGCGGAAGCUGGCUCCUCCUGCAAAGCAGGAUAACAAAUAUUCUCCCCGUAGUAACUUAUCUGCAAACUCUUCAUCACCUGACAGCUCAGGUUUUGGAAGGACAUUGUCAAAGAAAUCCUUGGAUAUGGCUAUGAGGCAUAUGGAUAUAAGGCGAAGCAUCCCAGGUAAUCUGCGUCCAUCAAUGACUAAUAUUCCAGCAUCCUCUAUGUACAGUGUGAGAUCAGGACCUAACAGAAGCAGGACAGUGAGUGUAUCCGACUCCCCACUUCAUACGAGCAGUAAUGCUAGUUCUGAAGUGAGUCUCAAUAACAAUGCGGUGUGUGUUGAUGGGAGUGAAGUUGAUGACGCUAUUAGCAGCGAUAAAGGUGUUCGGUCUCCUGCCAGUAUGCAUGGAAGGUGAUGAUUGCCCUUCCCUGAUGUGGGAUAAAAGAAAUUAUAGUUUCGAUUGAGUGCCAGAUUGAGGGUUUUGGUACCUGAAUUAUGAUUGUUUCCUGGGAAGGACUGAGGCAUAUGGUUCACUCAUUAUGUAAAGAUUGAUGCACGGUUAGUUAGCUUAUAUUAUUUGAAGCCAGCCUUUAUCUCAUUA
Messenger RNA from Nicotiana attenuata, 2189 nucleotides. Its product is annotated as mucin-5AC-like. Gene Ontology annotation, biological process: cortical microtubule organization. The transcript is spliced from 5 exons. Lineage: Eukaryota; Viridiplantae; Streptophyta; Magnoliopsida; Solanales; Solanaceae. The record is from RefSeq and is a predicted model, not a curated record. Gene Ontology annotation, cellular component: cortical microtubule. Bases 261 to 2003 code for a protein of 580 amino acids.